Panicum hallii is the source of this 998-nucleotide messenger RNA. RefSeq lists its product as uncharacterized. The coding region runs from base 381 to 758 and encodes 125 amino acids. NCBI's taxonomy places the organism in Eukaryota, Viridiplantae, Streptophyta, Magnoliopsida, Poales, Poaceae. The record is from RefSeq and is a predicted model, not a curated record. The transcript has a single exon.
CCAACUAAACGGAAAGGUCAGCCCAACAAGCCAGCCCAACUGGCCAACUCCCAUCGCGUGCCCAAUAGUGCAGGCGUCCAGCACGCGGCGCGGAACUUGCCAUCGAUUCCCGAGCGCAAGGGGUCCACACGCUCUGUUGCUAGCCUUUCACAGGCGCCGAUGCCGAGCUCGGACUCGGGCACCGCCGCGGCCACCGUCUCCGCUCAUAUAUACUCAGAGAUCAAGCAAACCAACCCGCACGCAAUCACGCAGCAGCGGCGGGUAGCUAGCAAGAACAUCUCCGCGCUCUUCGACAAGAUCCUCGAGCCGAUUGGGCGGCCGGCCAUUUGGGAGGGAGGGAGGGAGGGGGCGAGGCGCUUUCGCCGGCCUUCUUGGCGCUCAUGGAGAGGUUCGCCGCCAUGGUCAGCAGCCGCCGGGCUGCCCCCGCUCCGGCUGCGGCUGCGUCUGCGGCUCCGGGGCCCGACGAGGAGGAGGUGAAGGAGAAUGCCAAAGGGAAGCUGACGGCGGAGGACGAGGCGUACCUGAGGAUCCAGCUGGAGGAAAUCGUCGUCGUCAAGAACGAGGACGUCUCCCGCCUCGCCGCCGCGCACGGCAGCAACUACCUCGGCGGCGCCACCUCCCGCGCGUGCGCGCCCGGCGUGGCCGCGGCCGCGGCCGCGGCGGCGGGGCCUGCGGGGAGUUCGGCUGGGACGGGGGCGGCGGCGGCGGCCCGGGGCGCGCUGUCGACGACCGUGGGCUGGAUCGUUGGCUCCAACUAGAGGGUCGCUGCUGUUCCUGUACUUUCGCCGAAGAGAUCUAGCGAGCUGGUGAGCCGAGGUCUAGGGGGUUUUUUUUUGGUAGAUCCCAAUCUUGCUCUUGUUCUUGGAAGGCGAGGGGAUCGGUUCUUGUGAUCGAAUUGGUGAACUUGCAUUGUCUCAAACUGCCCCAAUUGAUGCCAAUUCGGUGGAUUAUUUGGCUUUGCGGCGACAAUUUGAGUUGAAUUACGCGUUAUCUGUUAA